Messenger RNA from Panicum virgatum (switchgrass), 1668 nucleotides. Its product is annotated as protein FAR1-RELATED SEQUENCE 5-like. The coding region runs from base 1 to 1668 and encodes 555 amino acids. The transcript is spliced from 2 exons. The record is from RefSeq and is a predicted model, not a curated record. Lineage: Eukaryota; Viridiplantae; Streptophyta; Magnoliopsida; Poales; Poaceae.
AUGGCGGAUCUUGAGAAUUUGAUGGAGUACAGUGAAAUCAUUAGCAAGAUGUUCGCUGACGAAGAUGAAGGACAUCAGUUUUAUAAUGCAUACGCUCUUGGCAAAGGGUUUAGUGUGAGGAAAAGCUAUGUUGAGUGGAACAGGGACCACACUGAGAUCACCCUUCGGCGGUAUGUUUGCAGUCAUCAAGGUUACCAUGAAGAGAAGUAUGUGAAGAAGGAGAUUAAGAAGCGGAGGCCAUGGGAUAUAACUCGUGUUGGAUGCCGUACAAAAUUGGUGAUUGCACUAGAUCGAAACAGCGGGCAGUGGUAUGUGAAGAAUUUCAUCGAUGAACAUAACCAUCCGCUGGCUCCAGCCGAUCUUGGUUAUCUGCUGCGUUCACAUCGAUCAAUCAGCGAUGCACAGAAGGCUGAAAUUGUUGAGUUGGGGGUUGCUGGGAUCCGCAAACACCAUAUAUUUGAAAUUAUGGAGAUGCAGUACGGUAGGUAUGACAAGAUUGGCUAUACAUCAAGGGACUUGUAUAAUUUCUGCCAUCUCUAUAAGCAGGAGAUAAUUGCUGCUGGUGAUGCUCAAACAAUAAUCAGUCACCUGAUGGAACGUCAAAAUAGAGAUUCUGAUUUCUUUUUCAAGUACAUGACUAAUGGGGAAGGACACCUGGAGGGACUGUUCUGGUGUGAUACUCAAUGUCUGCUAGAUUAUGAAGCAUUUGGUGAUGUUGUAUUUGAUAGCACCUACAAAACAAAUUGGUACAACCUGCCCCUUGUUCCUUUUGUUGGAGUAAAUCACCAUUACCGCACAGUUAUUUUCGGAUGUGGAAUUAUUUCUCACGAGAAUAUCGAGUCAUAUGUGUGGCUGCUGAAAAUAUUUACUGAAACUAAUGUUCAGAAGCAUCCUAUUUCUGUGAUCACUGAUGGAGACCUCGCUAUGCAGAGAGCAAUUAGUGUGGUGUGGCCGAAUUCACCGCAUAGAUUUUGCGGAUGGCAUAUUGAGCAGAACCUUGUGCGCAAUAUUCACGAUGAUACAGUGAAGGCUGAGUUCAGGAUUUUUAUGUAUGACCUUUGCUCCAUAGAAGAGAUUGAGAGGAAAUGGCAAGCAUUUUUUGAAAAGUAUGAUAUCACAGAGGACUCGUGGCUAUAUCAGAUGUAUGAGGUGAGAGCAACCUGGUGUGCUGUGUACCAUGCUGGUAAUUGUUAUUUAGGAUUGAGGAGCAACCAACGGAGUGAGAGCAUGAACUCUAGGCUACAGAUGAAACUGGAUGGUAAAAUUACCUUGUUAGAAAUGGUACAGCACUAUGAGAGUUGCCUUACAAAGGUGCGCAGAAUUGAGGUGGAUGACGACGCUAAUGCACUGCAAUCUGAGCCAUUCACAGAUCCAGAUGCUUCAAUUCUCGAAGUAAAUGCGAAGAAAAGGUUCACGCCAAACGUUUUUAAGACGAAGGUUCAGUUCAACAUGGAAGCAGCCAAGAAGUGUUCUCUGGUUGAGAUUCUAGAUGGCGAUGAUACAACUGAGUAUAUUGUAGGAAGGAGCGAUAGAGACAUGAUGUACUAUGUGAAAUGUGAAUUAACUGAAGAGGCCAAUCUGAAGGAGAUUUCUUGUUCUUGUCAACUUGGUAUAUCAGUAGGAUCCAUCUUGUUCGUGCACCUCGUUAGUGAUAGCAAUGGAGAUUAG